This is a messenger RNA of Oldenlandia corymbosa var. corymbosa, 798 nucleotides long. Lineage: Eukaryota; Viridiplantae; Streptophyta; Magnoliopsida; Gentianales; Rubiaceae. The record is from the annotation of a GenBank genome assembly.
AUGAAUGCUCGCGUCCUUCAUUAUGAAAGGAACUUCUUCAUCAUCAAGUUCCGUAGCCAUGAAGAUCUCCUCACUAUCCUUGGUAAUUGCCCUUAUGCAGUCGAAGGUGGCUUGCUAGUGCUUCGUCGAUGCUCUGACACUGAAGAUCUGGCUUUGGAUGGCAUUCGAAUAGACAAGCUGAGUGUCCGGGUGAGAAUGCAUGGUGUGCCAAUCACUUUGCUGAACUAUGCUGGUGCUCGAGAUCUAGCCAAGAGAGUGGGAGAAGUAGCUCUUGUCAAGGAGGAUUAUGUUUCCCUCCAUAGGCUGUGCUGGUGCUUCUCUGAAAUGCAGAUCCAAAAGAAUUCACAAAACAAAAGCUCGCAAACGUGGAAAUUCCAAAAAAAAGUUGAUUCAAAGGCUGCUGAUGUAGUUACUGAUACUCAAUCAAGUGACAGCUCCUUCUGUAUGAAGAUCAGGAAAGCACAGUCAGACACAGACAUUCCAGCUCAUUCCAAGUUUUCCACGCUGGAUAAGGCUAAGUCAAGAAUCAAAGCUAAUUCACAAGGAGGAUGGCGUAUGAAGGUAGAUAGUGAUGAUGAGGACGAGCCAGAUUCAGACAUUGUUGAUCAGCCUCAUCGUAGGAAACGUCAUUCUAAAGACUCAAAGGCAAAAUUCCCCAGAAAGGUGAAGAAAAGAAGCUGUGAAGCAGCACUUCAGGAUUUCCCAUGCAGUUUUCAGCUCCAGAAUCAAGCUCAAGAUUCCAGCUCUCUUAAUGGUAUUGCGGCAGUUGAACCAGAACAACUGCCUUCACAGAAAUGA